CCUGUAUUUAUGAUUGUCUCGCCAAGUCGCUCUCAGUUUACUCUUCUGUUCCUCUCUACUCUUUUUCCAUAAUUUCAAUGCUCUCUCUGCAUCUCUCUUCACUUUCCUUGCACAGUGUUUGGAAUCGUGGAAUUUCAUGGCAAUUGGAUUUUAAAAAGAAUUUAAUGAUGGGAUUUUUUUUCUCUACUUUCAUUAUCGGCUCAUUUUUAAAAGCUUUUGAGCACUCUCUCUCUCAUGUGUUGCUUCGAAUUAUUAUCUUCUUGUAUUCACGCACGAACGGCUCAAUCAAUACUUGGAGUCUUGUGAUUUUGUAAAUUUAGGGUUUGUGCACUUUGUAAUUGUAUCUUGUGUUACCGUUAGUGUUACAUUUUGUAAUUGUCAGCUCAGUUUUGAGAUAUAUAUAUAUAUAUAUAUAUGUUGUCUCAGGUGUGAUAUACGAUCAGCUUCCAACACUCGUGUUUGCACUACAGCGAAUUUAUUUGAUUUUGGAGUUGUCUUCCCGAGGGUGUCUGCUGCUCACAUUUUGGAUUUUGCAUCUACACCAUUUAUUUAUUUAUUUAUUUUUUGGUUUGUUGCAGAAUAUUACAUAUCUUGUUUUGACUUCUCUCAAUUUUGUGGUGGAGCUUGGAUCUGUGUUAAUUACGGCAAACUAAACCACAUAUUUAACUAAUUUAUUUAUUUUACUUGUUGACAUUUUUGGUGUCUAUUGUGUAUGCGUGUCCGCGGGUCUGGUUGGUUCUGGAUUACUUUUAGAAUUUUGAAGUCAGUGAUAUGCCAAGAAAAUGGUUCCUUUUUUUAAUUUUUUUUUAUUUUAUGGAAUGGGUUUUAUGCUGCUUUGGGGGGUCAAUCAUUAGCUUGGUUAAAGUGAUAAUGACUUGUUGAAUUGCUCUUUGAAAUAAAUUAAAUCAUGCCAUCAUUAAAUACUUUUUUUUCUUCUCAUUUAUAGCUUUUUUCCGGUUUAGAUGUCUUUUGGAAUUUUAGAAGGGACUUCUAUUCUUUUUCCUAGUGUCUAAUUUUCCCCAAUUUAUGCAUUCAACUGAUAAUUCUACUAAUUACUGAUUGAAUAAUUAAUUCAACUGGUAUGUAAUUUGGUACACAUCUCUAUUAAAUUAUGGGUGUUUCUGUUACAUGUCACAAAGAAAGUUCCCCGAAUUUAAUUAUUAUUGGCUUAGUGUUGGUAAUUAUUUAAAUUUGUUUUGGCUUUAGUAAAUUACUCACUUUUUGGUUGAAUUUAAGACAUGAAGCCUUAUUUUUUAUUUAUUUAUUUAUUUAUUUUUUUAUCUCUGCAUUUCAUAUUUGUUUCUCCAUUUCUUUUCAGGAUAUUGCAUUUCUGUUUGUAUGAUUCUCAGCUGUUGGUUUGAAAUUGGGGUGGACCAGAGUAAUCGGGAUGAGUCACAUGACAAGUGACAGUGAAGAUGAGGUGUUCUCCAAGGAUCAAACUGGUUCACCUUUAAUUGAUGAAGGUAACACUACGAGCGGAGGAGUUGUUGUGAAGAAAGGGCCGUGGACAUCUGCAGAAGAUGCAAUUCUGAUGGACUAUGUCAAGAAGCAUGGAGAGGGGAAAUGGAAUGCUAUUCGGAAGCAUUCAGGACUGUUCCGUUGUGGGAAAAGCUGCCGCCUUCGAUGGGCGAAUCACCUGAGACCAAACUUAAAGAAGGGGGCAUUCACUGCGGAGGAAGAACGGUUGAUCAUUGAACUCCAUGCAAAGAUGGGAAAUAAAUGGGCACGAAUGGCUGCACAUCUGCCUGGACGGACGGAUAAUGAGAUAAAGAACUAUUGGAAUACUCGAAUCAAGAGGCGUCAACGUGCUGGAUUACCUCUUUAUCCUCCUGAAGUGUGCUUGCAAGCAUUGCAAGAGAAUCAAAAUGCUAGUGAAAAUAAAGCACACAAUGUUCUCUUGCAAACUUGUGAUUAUGAGAUUCCUGAUGUCACAUUUGUGUCAUGUGACAGUUUAAAGUCUAAUCAGGGAGUUUUUCCAUAUAUCCUAGAACAUCCUGAUGUUUCAGCUAGUAGCAUGCUGAUGAAAGGUUUUUGUUCUUCACAAUAUUAUUGUUUUUUGUCCCCAAACGCUCAUCGCCAUAAGAUUCUUCGAGAAUCAGCAGCUUCAUUUUCUGAGUAUGAUGGUAGUGUCAGAAACGAUCCCCCACCAUUUCACCAAACUCAGGAUGAUGGUUCUUAUAAUAAAAUUUCUCAAUCCUUUGCUUCCUCUUUUCCAUAUGAUCCUCACCCUAUCAUCAAGAACAUCUUGCCUUUUGGUGUAAACCAGGGCAACCAUUCCCUUUUGAAUGGAAAUUUCUCUGCUUCUAAGCCCGCUUCCAGAGCUGUGAAGUUUGAGCUCCCUUCACUCCAAUAUCCAGAAACUGAGUUAGGUGGCUGGGAUUCAUCUUGUCCCCCACCUUUACUUGAAUCAGUGGACUUCAUUCGGUCUCACCCACCAUCUGGGGCAUUCCACUAUGAUUCUCUAUCACCACAGAACAGUGGCCUAUUAGAUGCUUUACUUCACGAGGCAAAGACUCUUUGCAAUUCAAAGAAUCAAUUGUCAGACAAGAGUUCAAAUUCUGGUACUGUCACUCGAGGCGAUAUAUCAGACAGUUCUGCCCUAAAUACGUGCAAGAUAAAAUGGGAACACUUUGGUGACCCCAUAUCGCCACUGGGUAACUCUGCAGCUUCAAUUUUCAGUGAGUGCACUCCUGUAAGUGCCAGUGGAAGUUCGAUGGAGGAAAAGCAACCUGCUAAAAUCUUUCAUGGAAGCGAUGUAAAGCCCGAAUCUGUUGACCAGCCUUGGACACUGGAUGGAGUGAAAAAAGAAACUUCUACUCAAUGGGAUUUUUCCAAGCCUGAUGCUAUACUUGGUUCAUGUUGGCUCGAGCGAAGUGUUGUAUGCGCUGCCAAGGAUCAAAGCAUCAGGAUUGAUGCCAUAGCGGCACUUCUUGGUGAUGAUUUAGCUAAUGACUACAAGAACUUGGCUGCUGGAACGACGUCGAGUCUAGGAUGGGGUUCAUAUGCCUCGGAAUAACGUGCCUGCUGCCUGGGGAAUGUCUGUACUUCCUUAAGCAUGCCUCGUCAAAUAAGUCACGACAUCCUUAGAACCCUACUUGUGUUUUUUGUUUAAAAUUUGUUGUCUGAAGUUCAUCUAUGGUGAGAGUUGUGCUAUAUUUUGUUGCUUUGCGGAUAGGUGCUGUGCAAUGUAUGCAAGCAUAAUACUUCAUGAGGUAUACAAAAGCAUCCAUACUUUUGUUAUAAUUGUAGAAUAAGUAUGCCAUUUUGAUGCGGUCACUUGUUGAUUUAAUUGUUUUUGGUUAUUUGAAGAA
This is a messenger RNA of Cornus florida, 3311 nucleotides long. RefSeq names its product transcription factor GAMYB-like. NCBI's taxonomy places the organism in Eukaryota, Viridiplantae, Streptophyta, Magnoliopsida, Cornales, Cornaceae. The transcript has 3 exons. The record is from RefSeq and is a predicted model, not a curated record. Bases 1388 to 3016 code for a protein of 542 amino acids.